AUGAUUUUCAGCCACCUAUUCGCCACCGCGGUUCUCACGACCUCAAGUCUCGCAGCGUCACUGGCACCGCGGGCCGUAAAGCCCUGGUCCAACUUCAACGACAACGCUGUCUUCUAUCCCAAGAAGGAAGCUACCAGCUGGCGAACCCUCUACGGCCGAACUCUGCAGCUCCCCGACAAAUCUCUGCUUCUGUCGUGGGAGGACUACGAUCCUGAUGUGGAGUUCACCUACUUCCCUAUCUACAAGUCUACAGAUGGCGGUGCGACAUACACGCCUUUUGCUAGGGUGGAGGAUCAGGUCAACGGCUGGGGUAAUUGGUACCAACCCUUUCUUUACGCCUUGCCCCAGGACUUUGGCGGAUACAGUAAGGGCACUAUUCUGCUAGCCGGCGUCUCUACUCCUCGCAAUCUGACCGAAGCCUACAUCGACCUCUAUGCCAGUAAGAAUCAGGGCAAAGACUGGGAGUUUGUCAGCCAUAUCGUUUACGGCCCUGGACCGGAGACUGUCAAGCAGGGCGAUCAAGCCGUUUGGGAGCCGUUUCUUAUGAUGCACAAUGGCCAGCUUGUUUGUUACUUCUCCACCCAAGUCGACCCCAAGUACAAUCAGAAGCUCUCGCACAAGACAACCAAGGAUUUGCGACAGUGGAGCGAGGCUGUUGACGACGUUGCCUAUCCUAACACCAAUCAACGUCCUGGCAUGGCGACUGUCGCCUACAGUCCUAUCUCCAAGAAAUACGUUAUGACGUUUGAGUACUGUGGUGGACCUCUUACUGGCGGUUGCCCUGUCUACUACAAGGUAUCCAACGACCCUCUCGCCUUCGGAUCCGCUACUGCGCAGCCUAUCAUUCCUAAUGACGGACAACUGAACCCCAACGGCAGCCCAUUUGUGAUCUGGACGCCUGAGCCCGGAAAGAAGGGCAGCGGGAUCUUCAUCGCUAACGGCAACAGCCGGGAGGAAGUCUUUGUCAACACAGAUGCUGUUGACCCUAAUGGUUGGAAGCCGGUUAAUGUCGGGCAGUGGUCGGCUUAUUCGCGUGAGCUACGAAUUAUUCAGACUCCCGAUAAUAGUGCCGCUGAGGGAGAGCCUAAGCUCCUUAUUACAAAUGGCGGAAAUAUUGGUUGUUCAGGAGACUGUUACAACUAUGUUGCAGAUGGGCUCGUGGAUAUUCCCAGUUAUCCCCGGAACUAA
This is a messenger RNA of Fusarium oxysporum Fo47, 1188 nucleotides long. RefSeq names its product sialidase family protein. The transcript has a single exon. The record is from RefSeq and is a predicted model, not a curated record. NCBI's taxonomy places the organism in Eukaryota, Fungi, Ascomycota, Sordariomycetes, Hypocreales, Nectriaceae. Bases 1 to 1188 code for a protein of 395 amino acids.